AUGGAUUGGUUUAAUCUGAAUCAGUCCACUGAAUUGGAGUCCCAUUCAAGCAGUCCCCUCUCAGUCUGUAUUGCAAACCUUCUGCCUGAGCUUCGGUUUCGUGUCAAGAAUCUGUGCUUGUUUGGAAUCCUUCCUGGGCCCAAGGAACCCAAUGCUGAACAGCUGCAGAGGUUCCUGCAGCUGCUGGUAGAUGAUCUCCUGGUGCUGUGGAGAGAUGGAAUUGUGGUUCAUACUCCAGGACAUCCAGGAGGUUUCACUGACCAGAGGAGCACUGAUCAUCCAUGCACUCAGUGCCAUGUCAAGCACACAGACAUGCUCAAGCAUGGCUGGCAGACAGGAAAUGUGCCAUUGAGAGACGGAGUACACCACAAGAGACAAGCUGCUUGUAUCUACCAGCUUCAGCAAUUGGGUGCCAACAAGAAGACAUUGGACGCUUAUGUCCAGAAGUAUGGAGUGCACUGGUCUGAAUUCAAUUGCCUCCCAUAUUUCAAUCCAGUGCAUAUGGGGGUAAUCAAUCCUAUGCAUACCUUCCUCCAAGGUCUCACAAAGAUGCUUUGCACCUUUGAGAUGCCAAUGUGGUUUGCCCAAUUGCCUUCCCAAGUAGGCUAUCCAGCUGGAGGAAGCCUAACCUCAGAUGAAUGUGGUAAGCCAUCAGUACAGAAAUGGACCAUGAUUCACUUGGACCAGAUCCCCCCUCUGCUGUUAAAGGCAGACUCUCGAGCCCCUCUGCAGGCUGUGAGCAACUACUUAAAGCUAGCAUGUGCCCUCAAGAUAUUCAUGCAAAAGGAACUUUGGGAAGAAGAGCUCACUAGAGCAUCGACUCUCUACAAUGACUUCUUUCAAGAAUACACUGAGGUGCUUAAGAUGUUCAAGAAUAACAGCCAUAAGGGGGGAGUGGUCAAGGUCACAUUUGCAUGGGAGUUUAAGCAGGAGAUGAGCCUGGCCAGAAUUAACUCUAUCCUUGCUGAGCAACAACAGGACUGCCUUGCCAGCUGGUUGGCAAAGAAGCUGGAAGAACAAUCUAGAGAUGUUGCUUGA
This is a messenger RNA of Dacryopinax primogenitus, 1038 nucleotides long. RefSeq lists its product as uncharacterized. Lineage: Eukaryota; Fungi; Basidiomycota; Dacrymycetes; Dacrymycetales; Dacrymycetaceae. The record is from RefSeq and is a predicted model, not a curated record. The transcript is spliced from 8 exons. The coding region runs from base 1 to 1038 and encodes 345 amino acids.